CCAUCACCAACAUCCUUGUGCAGCUACUAUACGCCUUCCACGACAUUCACUGGCCUCUCUUCCCUUUGUCCUGGAUGCAGUGAACUUCUGCACCCUCUUCCUUUGGCGAUAGGACGCACGCAGCCUUUUACCAUCUCCCCGCGACACCUCCGCAACAGCAACACGCGACCACCAACCCUUCUUCGCCCUCGCCAUGGUUGAGAAGCGCCCAUAUCCCGAAGGCCAGGGCCCAAAUGGCGACGUUAAGCGCGCGAAACCAUCAGAUGCCAUCGCCGCAGCUCGGGCAAAGGCCGCAGAGAUAGCAGCUCGAUUUGCUGCCCAAAGGGCUACGACAAAUGGCGCCUCUGCGACCCCCCCACCACCACCAGCGACUGCUCCUGUCAGUGAUGCGCAAGCGAAGAUUGCGGCCAUGAGAGCGAGGAUGGCGGCGCUCAAGGGUGAACAGGUCGAGACCAAAGCCUCAACACCCGAACCCACAGGCCCCCGCUUCGCGACGACACUGGGCAACCGCCGCGCUGAGACGCCCAAAGUAGAAGCAAAGCCUAAAAGUGCGCCCAAGGCACAGCAGCAGCAGGAUGAGGAGCUCGAGAACCCCUACUUCGAUCCCAAAGCCGCUGCAUUGGCCAAGGGAAGGGGCCCGCGAGUCUUGGUCUUUAAUGAGCGCGGAAAAUACCUCGACCAGGCCUCCAAGCUACGAGCGCAGAGUCGUCUUGAGCAGAUCAAAAAAAUGCUUGCACUGCAGGCCCGCCGCGCAGGCCUAGACGAGAAUAGCGAGCGUGGAUUUCUUGUACAGCCACCCCCGGACAUUGAGUGGUGGGACGAGGGCAUCCUGCCAGACAAGAACUAUGAUUGCAUUGACGAGCCUGACAAAGUCAAGAUUAACAGCGACGACUCCAUCAUCACCAUCUACGUGCAGCAUCCACCGCUUCUCAAAGCACCACAAGAUCAACGCCUAGUUCAAAUCAAGCCUAUGUAUCUCACCACCAAGGAGCAGGCCAAGCUGCGGAGGAUGCGUCGUGCAGCCGACCUGAAGGAACACCAAGCAAAGAUCCGUCUCGGGCUGGAGCCGCCUCCACCCCCCAAGGUCAAGCGUGGCAACAUGAUGCGUGUAAUGGGCGAGCAAGCUAUCGCGGAUCCUACGGCUGUCGAAAUGCUAGUCGAAUCACAGAUUCAACAGCGACACGACGACCACGUCACAGCGAACGACGACCGGAAGUUGACAAAAGAACAGGAGCACGCUAAGCUUGCUGCAAAUCAAGAGAAGGAUGCGCAGAAGGGCUUGUACAUGUGCGUCUUCAAGGUCAACACACUGGCGUUUGGCAAGCAUCGGUUCCAGAUCGACAACAACGGCAAACAGCAUGCCCUCACCGGCGUUACUCUGUUCAACCCUGAACUCAACCUGGUGGUUGUCGAAGGCGGCGCAUACGCGGUGAAUAAAUUCAAGAAGCUGAUGCUCCACCGCAUCAACUGGCAGGAAAACGCCCCACCUACGGAAACCCAGGCUGAGAAGCAAGCUUCAGAUCCGCAAUGGUUAAGGUCACUUGAUGAGCAGGGGAAUACAAAGGAUCAUUCGGCCAACAAGUGCAUCCUUGUCUUCGAAGGCGAGAUCAAGCAGCGGUCGUUCCGCAAGUGGGGUUCAAGAGUGUGCGAGACCGCUGGCGAAGCUCGUGAGACUCUCGGCAGAGCUAAGCUCGACAGCCUGUGGGCACUGGCAAAGAGCAUGGAGUAGACAUAUCGGUCACGAUUACUGGCAUCGACGACUUCACAGAAUAUAUUCGGAUCGUGGAUCUAUGACGCUCUAUCGGGUGGCUAUCUUUGGGGCAGGUUUCUCUUCGUGCUGAAUCUGCGCAGUCGUGACAAUGGCUCACACCCAAGAUCAACUCCAACAUUUGUGAAUCCUCGGAUACGCAUAGGUGAUGCCACCAGUCAUCGCUUUGCCCCAGCGUGAGAAUAUGCAGCGUGACAAUGAUUACAGGGCUU
This is a messenger RNA of Cucurbitaria berberidis CBS 394.84, 1980 nucleotides long. Its product is annotated as PRP3-domain-containing protein. Gene Ontology annotation, cellular component: U4/U6 x U5 tri-snRNP complex. The transcript is spliced from 2 exons. NCBI's taxonomy places the organism in Eukaryota, Fungi, Ascomycota, Dothideomycetes, Pleosporales, Cucurbitariaceae. Bases 194 to 1729 code for a protein of 511 amino acids. The record is from RefSeq and is a predicted model, not a curated record. Gene Ontology annotation, biological process: mRNA splicing, via spliceosome.